This is a messenger RNA of Osmerus eperlanus (European smelt), 688 nucleotides long. Its product is annotated as soluble scavenger receptor cysteine-rich domain-containing protein SSC5D-like. Bases 14 to 688 code for a protein of 224 amino acids. Gene Ontology annotation, biological process: zymogen activation. The record is from RefSeq and is a predicted model, not a curated record. Gene Ontology annotation, cellular component: plasma membrane. Lineage: Eukaryota; Metazoa; Chordata; Actinopteri; Osmeriformes; Osmeridae. Gene Ontology annotation, molecular function: serine-type endopeptidase activity. The transcript is spliced from 3 exons.
CCUGACCUGAAUAAUGUGGAACUUAAUUAUGUCAAGUCUGCUGUUGCUGCUGUCCAUGCAGGCUCUUGAUCAUGCAAGUUAUGCUUUGGAAGUCACCACCACACCAACUCCAGGAGAAGUUGGCGAGGAUGGAUAUGUGCGUCUGGCUGCGGGGCCCAACCCCUGCUCUGGCAGAGUGGAGUUGUUCUACCAGAGCCGGUGGGGGACGGUGUGUGAUGACCUCUGGGAUCUGCAAGAUGCCCAGGUGGUGUGUAGACAGCUGGGCUGUGGCCCUGCCCUGUCAGCCCCCAGCAGUGCCAGCUUUGGCCAGGGCAGCGGGCCCAUCUGGCUGGACGAUGUCAGGUGCUCAGGGUCAGAGGCCACCCUGGCAGCGUGCCCCCACCUGCCCUUCGGCUCCCACAACUGUCUUCACAUUGAAGAUGCUGGAGUCGUUUGUGGAAACUUUGCUCCAACUACGUCCAGCCCACCAACCACCUCCAGACCCGCUACGUCCAGCCCACCAACCACCUCCAGACCCGCUACGUCCAGCCCACCAACCACCUCCAGACCCGCUACGUCCAGCCCACCAACCACCUCCAGACCCGCUACGUCCAGCCCACCAACCACCUCCAGACCCGCUACGUCCACCCCACCAACCACCUCAGGAAAUGCUACGUUCACCUCAGAAAAUGCUACGUCCACCACCUGA